UGUGUUUAUAUGUCUUUUGUAGGGAAAGAGAGAGAAGCAUCCUAAGGGAGGGUGGGUGGUGGUGCAGUUUUGUUGAUCUCAAGGCUUUGCUUUUCUUCAUUUUUUAAAACUAUUGUUUAAUUUAAAGUGUUUUUGUUUGGAUAGUUUAAUUUAUUAUAGAAAAUGAAAGAAAAGACCAAAUAGGUAGAGCUUGUUGCUGUUUAGAGCUUGAGUUCAAGGCAAGCAAGAAAUAUAGUGUGUGAGAGAAAAAUGGGAAAGAAGCAAGCACAAACAUAGAGAAGAAGCAAAACCCAAUGAUGCAAAACCGAGAAGAAAGGUUUGGAAAUUGAGGCAAAUGUCUAUGCCCAGCUCGAGGCAAUCUUCUUCAUUCUUUAUCUCCUUUUUCUUCUUCUUCUUCAGUGCUGCAACUUUUGCAGCUCCAAACCAUGAAUCUUCCAUUCUCUUCUCAUGGAUACACUUUUCUCCAACUCUACAUUCCUCUUUUUCCAACUGGAACAGUCUUGACUCCACUCCAUGCAACUGGACCUACAUAACAUGUUCCCCACAAGGUUAUGUCACCGAAAUUAAUAUACAGUCAGUCCCUCUUCAGCUUCCUUUACCAGCCAAUCUUUCUGCUUUUCAAUCUCUCAAAAGACUAGUCAUCUAUGAUGCAAAUCUCACAGGCACUAUCCCACUUGACAUUGGUUAUUGUUCACAACUUACUACCAUUACCCUUGGCUCCAACAGUCUGGUUGGCUCCAUCCCUGCAAGUAUCGGUAGGCUUCAGUAUCUCCAGGACUUGGUUUUGAGCUCUAAUCAGCUAACUGGGAAAAUCCCAGUUGAGCUAGGUAACUGCACAAGUCUCCGGAAAAUAGAGAUUUAUGAUAACCUUCUAAGCGGGACUAUCCCUGCUGACCUCGGGAACUUGUCUCUUCUUCAAGUUCUUCGAGCUGGAGGGAACAAAGACAUUGUGGGAAGAAUCCCUGAUGAGAUUGGGAACUGCAGCAACUUGACUGUGUUGGGGCUAGCUGAUACAAGAGUUUCAGGUUCUUUACCAGCUUCACUUGGGAAGCUAAGCAAGCUCCAAACCUUGUCUAUAUACACCACAAUGCUCUCUGGUGAGAUUCCUCCUGAAAUAGGUAACUGCUCUGAGCUUGUAAACUUGUAUCUUUACGAAAACAGUCUAUCAGGAUCGAUCCCACCGCAGAUUGGUAAACUUGAAAAGCUUGAAUCACUGUUCUUGUGGCAAAAUAGUCUUGUUGGGAGUAUUCCAGAAGAGAUUGGCAACUGUAGUAAAUUGAUAAACAUUGAUCUUUCUUUGAAUUCAUUAUCUGGAACCAUACCUUUGUCUUUGGGGGGUCUUUCGGAGCUUCAAGAGUUUAUGAUUAGCAACAACAAUGUCUCUGGUUCAAUACCUUCAACUCUCUCCAAUGCUAGUAAUCUUCUGCAGUUGCAGCUUGAUACAAACCAGAUUUCUGGUUUGAUUCCACCAGAUCUGGGAAUGUUGUCAAAGCUUACUGUUUUCUUUGCCUGGCAAAACCAGCUUGAAGGAAGCAUCCCUUCAUCUUUGUCUCGCUGUACAGGUCUUCAAGCAUUGGAUUUGUCGCACAAUUCUCUCACUGGUAGCAUUCCUCCUGGCCUGUUUCGACUCCAGAGCCUGGCAAAGCUUCUACUUAUUUCCAAUGACAUUUCUGGUUCUAUACCCCCAGAGAUCGGGAAUUGCACCUUCCUUGUGCGCUUAAGGCUUGGUAACAACAGGAUCAUUGGUGGUAUUCCUAGAGAAAUUGGGAGCCUCAAGAGAUUAAAUUUUCUUGAUUUGUCUAGCAACAGGCUUUCUGGAGUUGUUCCAUAUGAGAUUGGGGGUUGCACGGAGUUACAAAUGAUAGACCUCAGCAACAAUAUUCUACAGGGUCCCCUUCCCAUUUCAUUGUCAUCUCUAUCUGGCCUCCAGGUUUUGGAUGCCUCAUUCAAUCAAUUUGAUGGCCAAAUACCAGCAAGCUUGGGCCGUCUUGUGUCAUUGAAUAAGUUGAUAUUUAGCAAGAAUUCCUUGUCUGGAUCAAUACCUUCUGCCCUAGCCCUCUGUUCCAGUCUCCAGUUGCUUGACCUUAGUAGCAAUAAGCUCACUGGUGGCAUCCCAUUGGAACUUGGCCGAAUAGAAGCCCUUGAGAUUGCUCUUAACUUGAGUUGCAAUGGACUCACAGGGCCAAUCCCUCCUCAAAUAUCUGCACUUAGCAAGCUGUCCAUACUGGACAUUUCCCACAACAAGCUUGAAGGAGACUUGGCUCCACUUGCAGCGCUUGAUAAUCUCGUUUCUCUCAACCUCUCCUACAAUAACUUUGAAGGUUAUCUGCCUGACAACAAGCUUUUUAGGCAGUUACCACAAGCAAACCUGGCUGGAAAUGAAGGCCUAUGUCCUACAAGCCGGGACUCUUGCUUCUUGGGAAGCGAUGGCAGGGCGGGGCCAUCAAGGACUGAAAAUGAGAUGAGGCGGUCGAGGAGACUCAAGCUAGCAGUAGCUUUGUUGAUCACCCUAACAGUAGCAAUGGUUAUUAUGGGUACAAUCGCGAUUAUAAGGGCUCGAAGAACCAUUAGAGACGAUGAUUCAGAGUUGGGAGACUCAUGGCCAUGGCAAUUCACUCCCUUCCAGAAGUUAAAUUUCUCAGUAGAGCAAAUUCUGAAAUGCCUGGUGGAUUCCAAUGUGAUUGGAAAAGGGUGUUCCGGGGUUGUUUAUCGUGCUGAUAUGGACAAUGGUGAAGUCAUUGCAGUGAAGAAGCUGUGGCCAGCAACAAUAGCACCAUCCAAUGGAUGCAACGAUGACAAAAGUGGGGUUCGUGAUUCCUUCUCGGCCGAGGUGAAAACGCUUGGUACUAUCCGUCAUAAGAACAUAGUUAGAUUUUUGGGUUGUUGUUGGAACAGAAAUACAAGAUUGCUCAUGUAUGAUUAUAUGCCUAAUGGAAGCUUGGGGAGUCUCCUCCAUGAGAGAACUGGGAAUGCUUUGGAAUGGGAACUUAGGUACCAAAUAUUGUUGGGGGCAGCACAAGGCCUUGCUUACUUGCACCAUGAUUGUGUCCCUCCUAUUGUCCAUAGGGACAUCAAGGCUAAUAAUAUCCUAAUUGGCCUUGAGUUUGAACCUUACAUUGCUGAUUUUGGCCUUGCCAAGCUUGUAGAUGAUGGUGAUUUUGCUCGCUCCUCUAACACUGUUGCUGGUUCUUAUGGAUAUAUUGCUCCUGAAUACGGUUACAUGAUGAAGAUUACAGAGAAGAGUGAUGUUUAUAGCUAUGGUGUAGUGGUGUUGGAAGUACUGACGGGAAAGCAACCGAUUGAUCCGACAAUACCAGAUGGACUACACAUAGUAGAUUGGGUUAGACAAAAGAGGGGAGGAAUCGAAGUACUUGAUCCGAGCCUACUGUCUCGACCGGAAUCUGAAAUCGAGGAAAUGAUGCAAGCUUUAGGAGUAGCCUUGUUGUGUGUAAAUUCAUGCCCAGAUGAAAGACCAAACAUGAAAGAUGUGGCAGCGAUGCUCAAGGAGAUUAAACAUGAAAGAGAGGAGUAUGCUAAGGUUGAUGUGCUACUCAAAGGAUCACCAACCAUUGAUGCCAAGGAAAACAACUCAAGUGGAGUUCAAGCAACAUCAUCAUCAAAACCAGCCGUGCAAAUACAAAGCUUGUAUCCCAAAAGCAAUAACUCCAGCUUCUCUGCUUCUUCUCUACUUUACUCACCUUCCUCCAAUCCUACACCAGGGUUAAAGUAAUAAAAAAGCACAAAAAUGGUUAUAGCUACCCCACAAGGAAGUUCGUUAUGCUUAUUUUCUUUCUUCAGUUUCAAAACCUUUUUUUUUUCGGUUUUUGUUUUGUAUGUAUAAAGAAAAGCUUGAUAUUUGUUAUAAUUAGAUGCAUGAAGGCAAAGAAGGCUUGGAGCACUGUUGUUUACAGCUAAAUUACAAGUGAAAUAACUAAUUUCUCACAGUUCCCCAUC
This is a messenger RNA of Gossypium raimondii (Peruvian cotton), 3954 nucleotides long. RefSeq names its product LRR receptor-like serine/threonine-protein kinase RGI1. Gene Ontology annotation, molecular function: ATP binding; protein kinase activity; protein binding. Gene Ontology annotation, biological process: protein phosphorylation. The transcript is spliced from 2 exons. The record is from RefSeq and is a predicted model, not a curated record. Bases 335 to 3730 code for a protein of 1131 amino acids. Lineage: Eukaryota; Viridiplantae; Streptophyta; Magnoliopsida; Malvales; Malvaceae.